CCCACUACUUUAUCCUAACAAAACCCUAAUAUUUGUGUGGUAGUGCACAUAUAUAAUCCUGAAUUCUGCGAUCUCUCUCCCUCUAUUCUUCUGAGAGGACACGUAACAAAGAGGCCGCCCCAGCAAGAAGCUGCAACUCCACUCUCUCGUCUUUCAGGAAAGUGAAGGAGAAAAUGGCAGCAGCAUACGGAGCUAUGAAGCCAACAAAGGCGGGGUUGGAGGAGUCCCAAGAGCAGAUUCACAAGAUCAGGAUCACACUCUCCUCCAAGAAUGUCAAAAACCUUGAAAAAGUCUGUGCCGAUUUGGUUCGUGGUGCUAAGGACAAGCGAUUAAGAGUCAAGGGACCAGUGAGAAUGCCCACCAAGGUUCUUCACAUUACCACUAGGAAGUCUCCUUGUGGUGAAGGAACCAACACCUGGGACAGAUUUGAGCUUCGGGUCCACAAGCGAGUUAUUGACCUGUUUAGUUCCCCUGAGGUGGUCAAACAGAUAACUUCCAUUACAAUUGAACCUGGUGUUGAGGUGGAAGUUACAAUCGCUGAUUCUUAAAUGUUAAAUGUUUUGUGCUUUUCUUUUUAGGCUUUAUGCAGUUUAUUUAGUUCUUUAGAAAACUUCGCCCCCUAUGGAUCCAUUUGAUUGGAACAUGUGCUUCAGGCCUUCAGUUUGAAGGGAUACUUGUAGGGUUAACUGUAGCAUGUGUUUUUUGUUUCAUACUAUUUUGAAGUUAAAAGAUUAUGUCAUGCAGAGUGACAAUUUUACUUAUUCAUUUCAUGAAAUGAUGUUUGCUUGCAAAA
Hevea brasiliensis (rubber tree) is the source of this 793-nucleotide messenger RNA. Its product is annotated as 40S ribosomal protein S20-1. The transcript is spliced from 4 exons. The record is from RefSeq and is a predicted model, not a curated record. Gene Ontology annotation, cellular component: cytosolic small ribosomal subunit; ribosome. Gene Ontology annotation, molecular function: structural constituent of ribosome; RNA binding. Bases 174 to 548 code for a protein of 124 amino acids. Gene Ontology annotation, biological process: translation. NCBI's taxonomy places the organism in Eukaryota, Viridiplantae, Streptophyta, Magnoliopsida, Malpighiales, Euphorbiaceae.